This is a messenger RNA of Vanessa tameamea, 3182 nucleotides long. Its product is annotated as zinc finger protein 260-like. Lineage: Eukaryota; Metazoa; Arthropoda; Insecta; Lepidoptera; Nymphalidae. Gene Ontology annotation, biological process: regulation of transcription by RNA polymerase II. The transcript has 10 exons. Gene Ontology annotation, cellular component: nucleus. The coding region runs from base 158 to 2002 and encodes 614 amino acids. Gene Ontology annotation, molecular function: DNA-binding transcription factor activity, RNA polymerase II-specific; RNA polymerase II cis-regulatory region sequence-specific DNA binding. The record is from RefSeq and is a predicted model, not a curated record.
AUUUUAUAACAUAACAUUUUAAUAUAGUACGCCAUCGGCCAUACUCUUUUGGCGUAACAAAAUCAGCGCCUGAGUGAAAGUAAUAUCAAAUUAUAUCUGAGUUAACUUGCAAACUAAAACUCUUAGAAAGGAGCCAAGUUGUUAAUGUUUUUUUAGAAUGCCGCGCAAACGUAAAAGAUUAGGUAGACCUCCAGGUUCCAAAAAUAUUAAAUCCAAGAAGGCCGAAGAAACAGUAAUUAAGACUGAAAAUGACGCUGACGAGUGUAAUGAACAAACAAAUAUUUGUACUUAUUGCAGUCGAACAUUUGAAUCCAGAAUUUAUUUACUUCGCCACAUCAAGUACUGUUCAAAACCUUUGACGAUGCCUGAUGUUGGUAAACCAAUUAAGUCAACAUUUACUUGCAAUCAAUGUCACAAGAAGUUUAGAUUCAAAAAGAGCUACACUAACCAUCUUCGAGAUGAGCACUCAAAUGCUCCAGGCAGUAUUGCUUGCAGUCAAUGCUCAGUAGUAUGUCCAAAUAAAGAAAUAUUAACAAAACACAUUGAAAACAUACAUCAGCGAGAGAUAUUUGAAUGUGAGCACUGUGGUAAAAAGUUUGUAAGACGCUCUCAUGUCUUAAGACAUAUGAUGCAAAGAGGCUGUGAUGGCAGAAAUGUGUCUGUGUUUCCAUGUGAGAUUUGUGAUGCAACAUUCUCAAGGAAGGAUAACUUGAUGGUCCAUCUUCGUAUGCAGCACAUAGCAAGCAAAUUUUUUAGCUGUAAACUUUGUGAUUUUCAGACAAGAAAUUUUUCAAAAUUAAUUGUUCAUCACCAAUGUAAACACAUAGAAAUACCACAAUAUGAGUGUGAUCAUUGCGGCAAAAUAACUAGUUCUCGAGGAGCCAUCGCCAAACAUUUGGAAAUACAUGGAGAAAAGAAAUAUGCUUGUGAUGUGUGCGGCUACAGUACCUUUACUAUAGAAGUGAUGCGUCGCCAUGUGUUUACUCAUGUGCCUGAAAAACCUUACAAGUGCAACAUAUGUAAACGAUCCUACAUCCAGAAGGUACAAUUACAACGUCACAUGGAGAAACACAAUGGUAGUACUUGUACAAAAUGUGGUUUAUCAUUCCAGUCCAAGGCAAGAUUGCUAAUUCAUGAAAGGGAACACAUGGGAUUGACAAAACUACUGUGUCCAAUUGAAACAUGUGUUUAUUCCAAAAAGGAAUUUAGUAAUGAAGAGAGUCUCCAAAGUCAUGUCAAAAUGCAUUUAGAUGAAAAACCAUACGAAUGCGAAGUAUGCCCGAAGCGCUUCCAUAGUGACGCGAAUAUGCGGCGGCACAUGAGCACGCACGCGCUGGAGCGGCCACGGCGUUGCAUGUACUGCGUGGCGGCGCGCGCCUACGUGCGCGGCGAGCAGCUCGUGCGACACGUGCGCAAGUCGCACCCGCAGGUGUUCCGCGAGCGACUGCUGCACGUGCGCCGUGUGCUGGGUUCGAAUUUAGGCAUGGAUCGUGUGCGAAAGUCAGAGUUGGAGUCCAUUUUGAAUGUGCUAGAUGCCGAAUCAGAUCGCAUAUUAGAAGGCUACGGGCAGGGUGUUCUUUAUGGCGGAUUACAGGAACAAACACAAUCAGAAAUGGAAGAUGAACAGAUACAAGAAGAGGAGGAUUCUCCAUUAAUGUCUGAAGAGGAACUUGCAGAAAGUCUGAAGAAGUUACUCAGUCAACUGAUAGACAAUGAAAUGCUUGAGUGCUUUGGAUGGCCUGAUGAGUCUGUGGAUGUGGUGUUAGAGAAGGUAAUCGAAAAUUGUGGUGCACGGGCAGCUGAUCGCGACAAAUGGACACGCGUGCAACGCCUGCGUGAAAAUGCCAAGCAUUUGUUCCUAUACGUGAUAGAAGAUAAAAACAUUGCACGUAUGCUCGACACUCACACCAUAGACCAAAUCAUCAACCAUAUACUCGAUCAAGUUAGUAAGCCCGAUGACAGCGAUAAUGAAGACGAUAAAAGUAAAAAAAUGCGUAAAUAACUGUAACUGUAAGAUGGUUUAAAUUAAAAUAUAACUUGUAAAAUUGUGUCCGUUAGAAUUUAAGUAAGUCCUGAAAAAUUGUUCUAAAAUGUUAAAUUUAAAACAAAGAUUUUAUCGAAACCGAUAAAAAAGUAAAAAAUCUUUUAUAAUAAUUUAUUUACAUUCGUUUUAGUAUGAAAAGUUGACUGUGCCUCUGAUUUAUAUAAUAUUAUAAUUAUAAUCAAAUAGUUUUCGCUGAAUCAAAAAUAUUAUGAAGAUUCGUUAUAAGUUAAGAAUAGUUUUGAAUAUUAUAUUUUAUUUUAAAUAAGAAAAAUAUGAUUAUAUUUGAAUUUAAAUAAUAUUAUGACUAGAAUAUAUGCCAAAAUGUAUUGUCAUUAUUCAACAAACUAGCUAUCUAUCAAAUACAUUUUUGAUGAAAUAUUAAUUUAAUAUUUCGCUUUACUUAAAAUGGCUUGAAUAUUAAGUAUCUAACAAUUUUUGAAGCAUUUUCUUAUAUCAAAAGUUGCUAAGAAUGAUUACUAAUGAAUAUUGAUUGUCACCACACAAAAAUUAUCAGCUUAAGGUGAUAUUUCGAAAUUCCUACUGCAAUACUUAUGUUUCUUAUAAACAAUUAGGAACAAAAAAAUUAUUUAACUAUUUAUAGGUUUACAGUUAUUUGAAAGUUGAAAUAUUAUAAGAAGUAAAAGAGAAAUACUGGUGUUGGAUAUAGAAAAUACAUAUAUAAUAUACAUAUGUUUUAUUGUAAGUUGAUAAUAGCAUAUAAUGGCAACUGUAAACUUUAUACAAUACGAAUAUAGCAAUUGUAUGGUAUGUGGAUUUUUAAUUGUGUUAUGCACAGUUGUGAAUCCCAGACUGGUACUAGAAUAGGGUCAUUGAAUGUGAAAUGUUUACAAUCAAAAUUAUAUUUUUAUAAAAUAUUAUUCUUAUAUACUAAGUGCCUUAAAAUUCUGUGGUGGUUCACCCAUAUCUAAGAUAUUGCAAUUAUAUUAUUUGUUUUAUUUUGUAUUAAGUUGGGGUUCUAAUUUAAGUUACUGUUAAUGAUAUAGUCAAUUAAGAUUUAUAUUAAUUUACACAUAAGUUUUAUUGUUUAUCAUAUGUCAUUUUAUUGUAUUAAUUACAAUACAUAUGGUUUAUAGUUAUUAUAAUUGUGUUAUUAUGACAAUAAAUAUUUUUUAAGUUA